Symbiodinium necroappetens is the source of this 966-nucleotide messenger RNA. The record is from the annotation of a GenBank genome assembly. Lineage: Eukaryota; Dinophyceae; Suessiales; Symbiodiniaceae.
AUGUUCUUGCACAUCGCGCACGCGAGCAUGUGCCGGGCCAAGAGUCGGACAAGAAGAAAAAGAAAAAAACGCAAAAAGGGAGAGGCCAAGUUGAACCCGCGGGUGAUGGACGACAAGAAAGACCUCCUGAGGUACUUCUUCGGCUGCCGGAGGGCAAUGGCAGACACCAAGGUCUUGGCCAUCGCUGACGACGAGUCGCGAGUCGGCGGCAAGGAGCGGCUCAUGCUCUGUGGGAUGAGCGAGCAGGGCAUCGCCUGCUGGGCGCCGCCUCAGGAGAUCCGCGACAUGAAGAUCAGAGUCGCCCAACCUGGGGAGCCAGUCGAUCAGGCGGACAAGGACAUCUGGAAGGAGCGAGCUCGUCGCUUCCUGAAGAGAGAGGCUGGCAGACAGCAGGAACUGGAAGACACUGCGGUUGUGCGCAAGCGGCUCCGACCUCCGAGUCGACUGCCUUCCUUUGACCUCUUGCUCGCGAAGAACAAUGCUCUGUCGUGCAUCACUGGGAAUGGCCUGGACGCGUAUGUGCCCAAGGAGUCGGAACUUCGGUCCUUGGAAGAUCCUCUGCACAGUAUGUGGAAGUCGUUGCUGAACGGCAUCAAGGAAGCGCAACUCUACUCUGCCGUGAAGUGGUGGGCAGAAAUUACAGAAGCUUGGACGGAGUUUGUUGCGACAGCGGACAAGCGAGAUCCGCUGGUGUGUGCCACUCUCAACCGCAUGAGUCGCUUCAACGUCGACCAUGGAAUCAGGCCCGAUGAGUUCAUGAGCGACAUGGCGGCUGCCAACAGCAGUUUUCUGCAUCGCAGAGGUGAGUCGGUCCAGCCGAGUCGCUGGUUUACUUGGCAAGAUUCGAUUAUGAAAAGGCUGGAGAACCCUGCAGAUCUUCACCUGCAGUACCUGGUCUUGUUGUUCCAUGGCAUUUCCAUGGGCUACUUGGCUCUUGUUUGCGAAAUUCAUCAUAAGCAGGACUGA